CCAAUCACACACUCACCUCCGUCAUGUCGCUGCUCGUGUUCUCACUACUGCUGCUGCUGCUAGUGUCGCCUCAAGGGGCGCCUGCCGCCGAUCAGCAGCCGCCGGCGAAGCCCAUACUGACCCCUAUCUUCAAGGAUCCCUCCACCUCCCUCUACACCAUCCCCAUCGAGGACGGCGGCGCGCGGCUGGUCCUCGACCUCGCUGGCCCACUGCUCUGGUCCACGUGCGCGCCGGCGCACCGUACCAUCCCGUGCUACUCCAGCGUGUGCAGGGUCGCCGGCAGGAACCCGCCGGGCGGCUGCGCUUGCACGAGCGGCAGCCAGCCCAACACCAACCCCACAGCCACAGGGAGGCGCUGCACCUGCACCGCGUGCCCGUACAACCUGGUGGCCACCGGCCAGUGCGGCCGCGGCGACGUCACGGCCGUGCCGCUCUCCGCGAACGCCACGGACGGCAAGAACCCGCUGUUCCCGGUGUCCUUCUCCGCGUUCGGGUCCUGCGCGCCCGACGCGCUCCUGGCGUCGCUCCCCACGGGUGCCGCCGGCGUCGCGGGGCUGUCGAGGCUGCCCCUGUCGCUGCCGUCCCAGGUCGCGUCCGCGCUCAAGGUGCCGAAGCGGUUCGCCCUGUGCCUCCCCACCAGCGGCGCCAGGAGCGGCGCGGCCAUCUUCGGCGGCGGCCCGUUCCAGCUCCUCGCGGCGCCGCCGGUGGACGUCGCCGAGGGUUUCUUUGAGGACCCGCACCCAUUCCACUUCCUCAAGAGCCCCAGGAACGGCGCCUACUACGUCCGCGUCACCGGCAUCGAGGUGAACAACGAGCGCGUGCCCUUGCCGCCGGGGACCUUCGACCUCGACGCCCGCAGCGGCACGGGCGGCGUCAUGCUCAGCACGGCGACGCCCUACACCACGCUGCGGUCCGACAUCUACCGGCCACUGCGCAGGGCCUUCGACGCGGCGACCAGCGGCAUCCCGCGUGCGGCGCCGGUGGAGCCGUUCGAGAUGUGCUACCAGGUGUCGGCGCUGAGCUCGACCCGGCUCGGCUUCGCCGUGGCCAACAUCGUGGUGCUGCUGGACGGGGGCGGGAGCUGGCUGCUGGCGGGUAACGCCUCGCUGGUGCAGGUGAACGACCGGACCGUGUGCUUCGCGUUCCUUGAGACGGUGGCUCCAGGCUCGCCGGCGCUCAUCUUUGGUGGGUUCCAGAUGGAGGACCACCUGCUGCUGUUCGACCUGGACAAGGAGGCGUUUGGCUUCCGGGGGCCGCUCCCUGGAAUCCGCACUAACUGCGGCAACUUCGACUUCAACAUGGCCACUUUUUAACACUUUAGAACAUGGCCUUACAAAUAUAUCGAAAUGUCCCACGUGUAAUCCAUGUAGUACCGUUUUGUUUAUGCUGAAGUACUACUACUGUAGCGCUCUGCCAACAAAAAUAAACGAGCAUCUUUGCUUU
Panicum virgatum (switchgrass) is the source of this 1443-nucleotide messenger RNA. Its product is annotated as chitinase CLP-like. Bases 24 to 1313 code for a protein of 429 amino acids. Gene Ontology annotation, molecular function: aspartic-type endopeptidase activity. Gene Ontology annotation, biological process: proteolysis. The transcript has a single exon. Lineage: Eukaryota; Viridiplantae; Streptophyta; Magnoliopsida; Poales; Poaceae. The record is from RefSeq and is a predicted model, not a curated record.